GCAUACUAUUGUUCGUUUGCUACGAGGCUUGGGCGCAGAAGUGGUGGUGCAAUGUGCGAGUGAGACCUGGCAGCCAUUGAAGGAUGCAUAUAGUCUGGUGGCUAAGGAAGCACUGGGACAAGAGCAUCGAAGCCAAAUUGCGCAUAGUAAUGUCCGUCCAGCGUUUCUGCCACACUGCCUUUGCCUUGUCCUACUCCAUAGUGGUCCCAUGUUCCAUAGCGAUUCCAUGUCCCAUAGCGAUUUCAUGUUCCGUAGUGAUUUCACCUAGACACAGACACGUGUCCCACACCGAGCCCUCGGUUUCCACGGCACUAUCUCUUCUCUUUCUCUGUUCGCCGGCCUGCCGUCCUUGUUCGCUGGCCUGAUGCUGCACGUGUAUCCAAGACCACCGUCUGCUGCCUUGUCGAGAACCCACAGCAAAAGUUCGUCG
Messenger RNA from Macroventuria anomochaeta, 430 nucleotides. RefSeq lists its product as uncharacterized. The record is from RefSeq and is a predicted model, not a curated record. Lineage: Eukaryota; Fungi; Ascomycota; Dothideomycetes; Pleosporales; Didymellaceae. The coding region runs from base 84 to 365 and encodes 93 amino acids. The transcript has a single exon.